Messenger RNA from Danio rerio (zebrafish), 2396 nucleotides. RefSeq names its product oxidoreductase NAD-binding domain containing 1 (gene oxnad1). Gene Ontology annotation, molecular function: oxidoreductase activity. NCBI's taxonomy places the organism in Eukaryota, Metazoa, Chordata, Actinopteri, Cypriniformes, Danionidae. The record is from RefSeq and is marked provisional.
UCAGACAAAGUCACAGUCACACGGUGAGUAUCGUCCAGAAUCCACUGCUGUUUCUAGAGGCUUUGGACACUAAGGUUGUGUCCUAAAACCUGAAAAAUGACAUCCAGGAGACGGACUGACCAUCUAGAGAGAACUGCUAGUGUUCAUCGACAAAUGGAACUUUUCUCUGCACGUGUUUGUGACAUUAUUAGUGAAUCUGAUACUGUAAAGAGACUAAGACUGGAAGUGGCUCAUCCUGACUUCAGCUUCCGUGCUGGACAGUGGGUGGAUUUCUUCAUCCCAGGUGUGGAUACUGUGGGCGGUUUCUCCAUUUGCUCAAGUCCAGGUCUGCUGAAGAGAGAAGGAGUGAUUGAACUGGCUGUAAAAUAUGCGCGCCAUCCUCCAGCACACUGGAUUCACACCGAAUGCUCUGUGGACUCUCAGGUAGCCGUGAGGGUGGGGGGUAAUUUCUACUUUGACCCUCAGCCUUCUAACCCUGUGGUGGACCUGUUGCUGGUGGCUGGAGGUGUUGGAAUUAACCCUCUAUACUCCAUCCUGCUACAUGCAGCUGAUCUGCACAGACACACUCACAGUCACAGAUACACACCAGGACACACACACCUGUGUUACAGCGCCAAGAACACUACAGAGCUGCUCUUCAAGGACACCAUUAUUGACAUUUGUCACGAGCGACCAGAUAAAUUCUCCUGCCAUUUCCAUGUUACCCAGCAGAGCUCCGACAUAGAGCCACAACUUCAGCCUUACACUAUACGUGGAAGGAUAUCAGCAGAAGAGCUUCAGCGUUAUGUAGACCCUGAGCGAACGCUGUGUUAUCUUUGUGGUCCUCCUCCUAUGAUAGAGAAAGUGAGUUCAGAUCUGCAGAGCACCGGCCUUCCAGAGGAUAGAAUCCUGUUUGAGAAAUGGUGGUAGUUUUACAGCUCCCCCAAGACCUCAGGCUUCAGAAGUGGAUGUAUCUGUCUCUUUGUCACCGUAGACACUCACUGUUGUGGCAAUUUGGACCAGUAAUGCACUCGAGUUUUAACGCACAACAGACACCAUGUCUGCAGUUCUUCUAGACUUGAUAUAUACUAAUGUUCAAAAGUUUGAGUUUGGCAUGAUUAUAUUUGUUUUUGAAAGGGCUUUUAUGCACACAGCAGUUACAUUGCUUUUAUUACACACGUAUGCAAUGCUGUGUAUUAUUCAAGGUGCAAUCUGAAACGAAAUAACUGGUUUCUAUUGAAAUAUAUUUAAAAGUGUCAUUUAUUCCUGUGAUGGCAAAGCUGAAUUUUCAGCAUUAUUACUUCAGACUUCAGCAUCACAGGAUCUUUUAAUAUACACUACCUGACAAAAGCCUUCUUGUCACCUAUGCACGUUUUAGGAUAAACAUAUAAUAACUUGACUUAUAGUUGAUCAUUUGGUAUCAAAAGUGGCUUAUAUGAAAGGCAAAGUGGCAAGGCAAAGGCGUCUAGAUUACACUUAUUUUACCAAAGUAAAAUAUGAUCAUGCCUUGAUUUUUAAUUAUUUAAUUAGGACUUUGCUUACACAAAAGUCUUGUGACUUAACAUAAAUAAUGUACAGUAUAGAAGAUAAAGUCAUGGUGCAGUGAAACAAGAAUUAAUAUUAUGUAUGACUCCUAUGAGCUUGGAGGACUGCAUUCAUACAUCUCUGCAAUGAUUCAAAUACAGUAACUCAUUAUUAAAGUCAUCUGGAAUGGCAAAGGAAGCAUUCUUGCAGGACUCCCUGACUUCAUCAAGAUUCUGUGGAUUUAUCUUCAACGCCUCCUCCUCCUCCAUCUUACCCCAGACAUGUUCAAUAAUGUUCAUGUCUGGUGACUGGGCUGGCCAAUCCAUGAGCACCUUGACCUUCUUAGCUUUCAGGAAUUUUGAUGUGGAAGCUGCAGUAUGAGAAGUAGCGCUAUCCUGCUGAAGAAUUUGUCCUCUCAUGUAGUUUGUAAUGUAAUGGGCAGCACAAAUGUCUUGAUACCUCAGGUGGUUGAUGUUGCCAUCAACUCUACAGAUCUUUCACAUGACCCCAUACUAAAUGUAACCCCAAACCAUGAUUUUUACUUCACCAAACUUGACUGAUUUCUGUGAGAAUCUUGGGUCCAUGUGGGUUCAAAUAAGUCUUCUGCAGUAUUUGUGAUGAUUGGACUGCAGUUCAACAGAUUCAUCAGAAAAAUCUAACUUCUGCCACUUUUCCAAAUGAUCAACGAAGUUAUUAUUUGUUGCUUUUUCAACUGGGAUCGAUGAUGUGUCUUUUGUCAGAUAGUGUAUACUAUAAUAUGCUGACCUGAUGCUUACUAUAAUUAUGUUGAAAAUGCAAUUUUUUAAUAUUUUCUGAUUUUUUUAAUUAGUCAAAAGUUAAAAAUGUGUCCUUGUUAAAUAUAAGUAUUAAUGUUAAUGAUAUUCACCCAAAAA